AUGUAUUCCAAUCUCCAUGCCAAGCUUUUGAAUAUCCUUCACCACUGUGCUAUGCUUAUCCCUAACAUUAAUUCUCCAUCUUCAUGUGUUCUUCAAGCUUCCGGCUCUGAGUUUCAACCUGCACUAAUAAACCCAGUUCAGCCAACCAACUCAGAAAAAAACAAAAGUGCAGCAUUUUAUGCAUUAGGCAUAGGGGCAUGUGCUUCGGAUGAUGUUGAUAAAGAAGAGCUUAAAUAUGUUUACCAUGAAAACAAUCAGAAGGCUAUCAAAGUCUUGCCUACAUUUGCUGCUUUUCUUACAUUGGAAUCAUUGCACAAUGGUUUUGAUCUCCCAGGAUUGCAAUACGAUCCACGCCUUCUGGUGCACGGACAACAAUACAUAGAGUUGUACAAACCAUUUCCUUCAAGCUGUCAUGCACAAAAUAAAGUUAGUCUCGUAGGAUUGUAUGAUAAAGGCAAGGCAACAAUUUUAGAGAUUGAAACAAAAGAUUAUGAGAAAGAAUCUGGCGAUGUAUUAUGCGUGAACAGAUCAAGAGUCUAUCUACGCGUUGCUGGUGGCUUCUCGAAAUCAUCGAAAUUGUUUUCCUACUCACAUUACUCUUCAAACCAGACCUCAGUUGUACAAAAUUCCUGA
Messenger RNA from Vicia faba (fava bean), 633 nucleotides. Lineage: Eukaryota; Viridiplantae; Streptophyta; Magnoliopsida; Fabales; Fabaceae. The record is from the annotation of a GenBank genome assembly.